Aspergillus sclerotioniger CBS 115572 is the source of this 3034-nucleotide messenger RNA. It is a transcript of the gene vtc4, whose product is annotated as putative vacuolar transporter chaperone (Vtc4). NCBI's taxonomy places the organism in Eukaryota, Fungi, Ascomycota, Eurotiomycetes, Eurotiales, Aspergillaceae. Gene Ontology annotation, biological process: polyphosphate metabolic process; microautophagy; vacuole fusion, non-autophagic. The record is from RefSeq and is a predicted model, not a curated record. Bases 304 to 2697 code for a protein of 797 amino acids. The transcript has 5 exons. Gene Ontology annotation, cellular component: vacuolar transporter chaperone complex; fungal-type vacuole membrane.
CCCCCCCCCCCCCACUGCUGCUCCCUGCGCCGUUCGCCUGGUAAUUAGCAUCAUUUCGACCAGAUUAGGUCCUUUGCUCAGCUCUCUUUUAAUUUUUUCUGCCCCCUUCUCUCUUGUCCUUCUUUUCUUCCCAGCUUUGCCUCAACCAUGAUCUUUCCCUCCGCCCUCUAACAACCCCCCCGUUCUCCCCCAAGUUGUCGUCAUCCCUCGCACUCCUCCUUGCUUACCCUGCCUUUCUAUCGCUAGAAUCCAGAGUCAAUUGACUGAUUCACCAUGAGAUUCGGGGAACACCUCCGAUCUUCAAUGAUCAAGGAGUACUACUGGUACUACAUUGCCUAUGAGGAUCUGAAAAAGGCCCUCAAAACCGGAUACGUCACCGAGCCUACACCCGAAAACGCAAGGCCCGACCGCCAGCCGUGGUCAGAGGAUGACGAAAAGCAUUUCGUGACCCUGCUGGAAAGCGAAUUGGACAAGGUCUUCAACUUCCAGAGAAUUAAGAGCGCGGAGAUUGCCCGUCGUAUCCAAGCCAGCGAGACAGAAGUUGAAGAUGUGGUUUCCCGCUUGGACAGCUCCAGCGCUCGUUCAGACAAUGCCUCGAAUUCGCGUUCCAGCCGGAGGCCCCCUUCCGACGAAGACUUCUUGAUGCUCGAGCAGGUCUUGAGUGACAUCAUUGCCGACGUCCACGACCUGGCAAAGUUCACACAACUCAACUACACAGGCUUCCAGAAAAUCAUUAAAAAACACGAUAAACAAACUGGAUGGCACCUCAGGCCAGUUUUUGCUGCGCGACUCAAUGCGAAGCCGUUUUUCAACGACAACUAUGAUGCACUUGUGGUCAAGCUGUCUAAGCUCUACGAUCUUGUUCGUACUAAGGGUAAUCCAGUCAAGGGUGAUUCUGCCGCCGGAGGCACUCAACAGAACUUCGUCCGUCAGACGACCAAAUAUUGGGUCCACCCGGACAACAUCACCGAGCUUAAGCUGAUCAUCCUCAAGCAUCUUCCUGUACUGGUCUUUAACCCUAGAAAAGAGUUCGAAGAAAAGGAUGCUGCCAUCUCGUCCAUCUAUUACGAUAACACCGAUACCUGGGAAUUGUACCAGGGUCGCCUGAAGAAAACCGAGGGAGCUGAAGCUAUCCGACUGCGUUGGUAUGGAGGCAUGGAAAGUGACCAGAUUUUCGUCGAGAGGAAGACUCAUCGCGAGGAUUGGACCGGAGAGAAGUCGGUCAAGGCGCGUUUCUCUCUCAAGGAAAAGCACGUUAAUGCCUAUCUGUCCGGUCGCAUGACGGUAGAAAGCAUUUUCGAGAAGAUGCGCCGGGAAGGCAAGAAGAGCAAGGAGGAAAUCGACAGCUUAGAGCAGCUGGCACGGGAGAUCCAGUACCGAGUCAUCACACGACGACUGGUACCCGUCACUCGAUCUUUCUACCACCGCACUGCUUUCCAGCUUCCCGGAGACGCCCGGGUGCGUAUUUCACUCGACACGGAAUUAACAAUGACUCGCGAAGACAACCUCGACGGUCGUCAGCGGACUGGAGACAAUUGGCGACGCAUGGACAUUGGCGUGGAUUAUCCUUUCUCCCAGCUGCCCCCCGAGGACGUGGAGCGCUUUCCUUACGCCGUCUUGGAGGUGAAGCUUCAAACCCAAGCGGGUCAGGAGCCGCCCCAAUGGAUCAGAGACCUGACUGCGAGCCACCUGGUUGAAGCGGUGCCGAAGUACAGUAAAUUCAUCCACGGCACUGCCACUCUCUUCCCCGAUCGCAUUAAUCUCCUUCCGUUCUGGAUGCCCCAGAUGGACGUUGACAUUCGGAAGCCGGCAACACGCAAGUUCGGUAUCCAGCGGCCUCCGGUUAGCGCAUCACUGUCCACCACCGAAACACCCGAGGAUGAUGAGUCGGAUGAGGAAGACUCGAACGAAGCACAGUGGGUUGAGAAUACAAACAGGGCCCAGGCUAGCGAUGCCGACCAAGAAGCUUUAUUCGCGGACACCGAUGGAAACGCUUUGGACAUUGAGGAGCGCAUCGCUGCUCAACCGCUCCCGGGAGAUGAGGAUUACCCAUUAUAUGAUUCGGAUGCAGAGUCCGUUGAUUCUGACGAGCUGGAGGAGGCGCGCCGUGUCGGUGGGACAUACUACUACAAGAAGCUGGCUAAGUAUUACGUCCACCAGGCCGGGGACGCCAUGGUCAACGGCCUCACGGCUCUCAUUCCGCGGCCCCGGCCAACAAGUCUACCGCCCCCUGAACAGAACGGAAUCGCCGUGAUGGGCAACAAGCGCACAGUGAAGCGAUUCCAAGCCCCCAAGGGCAAGCGCAUCCACGUCCCCGUCCGUGUCGAGCCGAAGGUCUACUUUGCCGCAGAACGAACCUUCCUCUCGUGGUUGGAAUUCUCCAUUCUCCUUGGUACUAUCGCUGCUACACUUCUCAACUUCGGGGACGACUACAUCACCUUCGCAUCAUCCUGGGCCUUCACAGUACUGGCCGCGAUCGCCCUCCUAUACAGUCUCAUGCUAUACGUCUGGCGUGUCGACAAGAUCCGCAAGCGCCGUGACGUCAAGCGUGUCUAUUACGAGAAAUGGGGACCAACUGUCGUCGGUCUCGGAUUAGUGGUUAUUGUCAUGGUCAACUUUGGCCUCCGGGCUCGCCAAGCGGGCUUUUGGGAUAAGGGUGGCCUCGACUCGGAUGUUCCGCACGGAGGUGAGCUAUAAUUGCCUUCUUUAAACCCCAUCAAUCAAAUUGCGUUGGAAUGAACUAUUUGGGUAAACAAAUUCUCUUCUGGAGUACUUUCACCAUACUCUGCCGAUCUUGCUCGGUCGAAAUGAAAGAGAAAGCUGUAUUGAUUAUUAUGGGUUGAUUGUACAAAAGCAUGUGUAUUAAUUGUCCUUGUCUUCCUGCCUUGUUCUGUUCAGAUACCAGAUCCUGUCCUAUGAUGAAUUGAUCACUCAGUUGCGAGGCUAAGAAAGAGAGCGCGAGAGAUUGGUAUAGUUAGUAUGCUAUAGCGGUUGACUACUUGUCACUACAGAAUAAAUUAUGAUUAUACAAACA